Molecule: messenger RNA, 1445 nt
Organism: Stegodyphus dumicola
Lineage: Eukaryota; Metazoa; Arthropoda; Arachnida; Araneae; Eresidae
Gene: tex
Product: THO complex 3 homolog tex
Biological process (GO): mRNA export from nucleus
Cellular component (GO): THO complex part of transcription export complex
Molecular function (GO): protein binding
Source: RefSeq, a predicted model, not a curated record
AGCAAAGAAAUGCUGUAAAUAAUUUUUAUUUUUUAAGUUCUGUUACCGGCACAAAUUGAAAGACAAAAUGACAUUAGGCACAUCAUAUGCUGAAACAAUGAGAACUUAUUUUCAAAAUAAUAGUAGAAUAAAGGAAUAUCAAGCUCAUUCUUCUAAGGUUCAUUCAAUAAACUGGAAUUCUGACGGAAGACGUCUGGCUUCUGGUAGCUAUGAUAGAACGGUUUGUCUCUUCGUUCUUGACCGGGAUAGACUGAGUAAAGAGUAUGUAUUUAAAGGGCAUGGUGAUAGUGUUGAUCAGUUAUGUUGGCAUCCUACAAAUCCUGAUCUGUUGGCUACCGCAAGUCUUGAUAAAACAGUAAGAAUUUGGGAUGCCAGGUUUCAAAAGUCUGUUGCCACUGUUCAAACUAAAGGAGAAAAUAUCAAUAUUUGUUGGUCGCCAAAUGGCCAGACAAUAGCAGUAGGCAAUAAAGAAGAUUUGGUUACUUUUAUUGAUGUCAGAACUCACAAAGUUAUAGCUGAUCAACAGUUUAAGUUUGAAGUGAAUGAACUUUCAUGGAACAAUGAUAAUUCCUAUUUUUUCCUCACUAAUGGGCAAGGAUGCAUUUAUAUUUUAUCUUAUCCAGAUUUGCAGAUAAAACAUAUAUUAAAUGCACAUCCAGCAAACUGUAUCUGCAUUGAAUUUGACAAAACAGGAAAAUACUUUGCUACUGGCAGUGUCGAUGCAUUAGUUAGCUUAUGGGAUGUAGAAACUUUAGUCUGUGUGCGAACAUUUUCUCGGUUGGAGUGGCCAGUGCGCACGAUCAGUUUUAGUUACGAUAGUUGUAUGCUUGCUUCUGCUUCGGAAGAUCAUCUAGUUGAUAUUGCUGAUGUUAAUACAGGAGAAAAGAUAGCUGAAGUUCCAUGUGAAUCUCCAACAUUUACAGUUGCAUGGCAUCCAAAAAGGUAUCUUUUAGCAUUUGCCUGUGAUGAUAAAGAUAAACAUGUGAGAGAAAGAGAUGCUGGAACUGUUAAAUUAUACGGUCUUUCAUCUGAUUCAUAAAUUCAGGGAUUUAUUUAUAAUGAAUGAGGACAGAAUAUGGAAUUCGAACUGUUAUUCUUUCAUUUUACUAUUAUUUUGUUCUAAAUGUAUAAAGAACUAUUUAUUGCAGCUGUUUCCUAAGCUUGUGUUGUUAUAUCAUCUUUCAUUUCUUUUUCAUUGUAAAAGAUAUAAAUAUAUUACCAUCAUCAAGUUUCUGGAAGUUAUAUUUUUGUAUACUGUUAAGGAUUUCAUAUUUAGAUCAUAUAAAGGUAAUGCUGUUGUCAUCCACUGUGUCAUAUGAAUGAAAGAUUUUUCAUUGUUGUUAUUUUUUAAUUUUAAUCUCUGAAGUGUAAAUAUUCACUGUACAGAUUGUAUUCUGGAAUUUGUAUUUUUAUGUGUUUAUAUUGACAAUAAAGCAUUUUUUAAA